UUUUCUCAUUGCGCUGACAUAAUUUCCUUGGCUUCUGGUGCAGUCGUGUUUACCUUGCGUGCUCUCUUCAAAACCUUUCGUAAAAGCUGGAUAUUUCGCUUUCCAAGUGUCAAAAAAAAGCCAACAAGAUUGCACACCUACUGGAAAACCCCCUGCAUCACGGCAACGGUGGAACGGCGGAUCGGCUUGGCGUAGACUUCGAGUUCUACAACGUGGCCUCCAAGGUGCACCCGAGUCCGGGGGCAGCGCGCAGUGUAUGGGCGCUGCCCCUGACAGCCUCCUCCUCAUGCAACAUGGUAGUGGCAGAGGAGGAUGGCCAUGCCCACGCGGAUGAGAUUCAUCUCGACCAUCGACCGCACUCCCCACCUUUAACGGGACGGGGAGCAGGUGCUUCAGGAGGAGGUGCUGAUGACCACGACAACGUCCUCCUUUUUGAGGGGCUAGAUGGGGCCACCACCGUUAAUUUGGAUGACAUCUUCGAUAUCAUCAAAAAUGGUGAGGUCAGCGAGGUGGAGAAUCUAGUGGACAAGUUCGGCAUGGAAUGCCUGUCUGCCCGGGAUCGACAUGGUUACACCCCGGCCCACUGGAUAGCUCUCAAUGGCAAUGUGCAGCUGAUGAGGUACCUCAUUGAGCGGUCGGCUCCUAUCGAUCUGCCCUGUCUGGGCACCCAGGGUCCGCGACCCAUCCAUUGGGCAUGCAGGAAGGGUCACGCCUCAGUGGUCCAGGUGCUGCUCCAAGCGGGCGUGGCUGUCAAUGCAGCAGACUUCAAGGGACUGACACCACUUCAUUUGGCCUGCAUGUACGGAAGAACAGCCACUGCUGCCUACCUUCUGGGAAUGGGAGCCCUGAACAACCUGACGGAUAUCAACGGAGAUACGGCGCUGCACUGGGCCGCCUAUAAGGGGCACGCCGAUCUGAUGCGGUUGUUAAUGUACUCGGGAGUCGAACUCCAGAAGACGGACAACUUUGGGUCCACGCCACUUCAUCUGGCUUGUUUAUCCGGCAAUAUGACCUGUGUUCGGCUGUUGUGCGAGAAAUCUCAGCUGGAUCUGGAGCCGCGGGACAAGAAUGGAAAGACUCCUAUUAUGCUGGCACAGGCGCAUCAGCACCAGGAUGUGGUGCGUCUUCUUUACGGCGAGGUGAAGAAGAAGUCUCGAUGGAUACCCUCGGUUUCAGAGAGCUGGGGCUGGCUUUUUGGAGGUGCCGGCGAUUCCAAGGGACCCCUCUUCUUAUUUCUGUUCUCGGUGCUGCUCUGGGGCUAUCCGAUGUAUAUGAUACGGGCGAUACCCAUUACCUGGAACAUAUUGAGGCGCUCCCACUACUGCUUUAUCUACUGGAACGCUGUCAUGUGGAUUAGUUGGGCUAUUGCCAAUCGACGGGAUCCCGGAUACAUACCCCUUAGCUCAGACGCCUACUACCGGGCUAUUAAGCAGAUUCCGUACUUUGACAAACUGAAAAAGCGAAACGUUAUGUUGACGAGGUUGUGCCAUAGUUGUCGAUGUCUCCGGCCCCUCCGGGCGAAGCACUGUCGCGUGUGCAAUCGGUGCGUCUCAUACUUUGACCACCAUUGCCCCUUCAUCUACAACUGCGUGGGUCUGCGUAACCGGAUGUGGUUCUUCCUGUUUGUUCUUUCGGUGGCAGUGAACUGCUCCUUAACCAUCUACUUCGCCUGCUACUGCGUCAUGAUCGAGGGCUUCACGCUGCUCUACGUCCUGGGAUUGAUAGAGGCAGUGGUUUUCUGUGGCCUAGGAUGGAUCCUUACUUGUACAUCGAUCCUCCAUGCCUGUAUGAAUCUUACCACGAACGAGAUGUUCAACUACAAGAGAUAUUACUAUCUGAGGGAUAAGCGAGGGCGCUACCAAAAUCCCUUCUCGCGCGGCCCCAUUCUCAAUCUUCUGGAGUUCUUUGUUUGUCUGCCGGAUCGAGGUGAUGACAACGAUCUGCUGCUGGAGGAUAACAUUUGAUUAAGGAUCUAGGAUCGAGCCCCUGCUCGCCGGCGAAAGGUGCCCGUGCGUGGAUAAUGAUGUGGGGUGGCAGCCGGAGACCCACUCGGGUAGGCUGCCAGUUUUGUUUUGCUCCCAAAGCUUUCUGCUUACGCGAAUGCUUCGAACUGAAAGACAGCAAGUGCGUUUUUUAUCAUCUACAAUUGCAAUCAUGAUACUAUUGCGGAAGAAACAUAUCUUAAAAAUGUGAAUUAAAAUGAAAAAAUUAAUGAAAUCUAUUUUAUAAAGUGAAUCAAUACCAUUUCUUCCGCACUGGUGUCCAAGCAUCGGCUAACCGAUCUUCUAGCUUUUCCAAUUCAUUACCCUCUAGCCUUAAAUAAGAAUACGCUUCUCUUGUUAGUUUUUGUACAAAAUUGUUAUGUAUAAAAUGUGUUAUUUAAUGAUCUCUAUAUUAUAUACCUAAUAUAAUAAUAAAUGGUGUAAAUGUUCACUAAAUGGCUAGGCGAGUGCCCGCUCCAGAUUGUUCA
Molecule: messenger RNA, 2470 nt
Organism: Drosophila ananassae
Lineage: Eukaryota; Metazoa; Arthropoda; Insecta; Diptera; Drosophilidae
Gene: Patsas
Product: probable protein S-acyltransferase 23
Exons: 2
Coding region: 294-1964 (556 amino acids)
Biological process (GO): protein palmitoylation
Cellular component (GO): Golgi membrane
Molecular function (GO): protein binding; palmitoyltransferase activity
Source: RefSeq, a predicted model, not a curated record